UCUUGUGUGAAAGUUAGAAUUCAUGUGGUAGUAGUUGGAAGUAUAGUUGGUGGAAGUGGAAGCCCCGGUAACUACGAUAAUGAUGAAGCCCCCAAUGACUAUGAUAAUUCUGAAAGUCAUUGUAAAGUGGCUCCAAUAGCUGGUGAUUUUGCACUUGCAAGUUCGUAUGUUCAACAGACCAAUUCCCAGAUGUCAUUGGUAAACAUAUUCAAAGAUCUUGAAGUAAUUCCCGACGAAUCAAGUAAUGUACUGGCUGAGCAUGACUGA
Molecule: messenger RNA, 267 nt
Organism: Dentiscutata erythropus
Lineage: Eukaryota; Fungi; Glomeromycota; Glomeromycetes; Diversisporales; Gigasporaceae
Source: the annotation of a GenBank genome assembly